CGCUGCCUCAGUGCCCGGCUCGCUCCGCUCGCGCGCGCUCGCUCCAUCUUCUGCUGCUGGGGCCAGGAAGGCGGGAAAGGGGAGCAGCAAAAGCGGUCGGCUUUGGUGAACCAGAGGAGGUGGGAAGAUUCCUCUGAAUCUUUGGCUCAGGAUUCUGACCCAUGGGCGGCGUCCAAGGUCUGGCAGUCAGACCCAGAAAAGGCAAGAGUCUUUCCACGCUCAGCCUUGCUCCCUCCUUUGGGUUCUGACUGUGGGAAGUUUCCCAUUGCUAAGGAGCAGCGGAAACGGGACGGACUGAAAUGAAGGACAGCGUGGUUGUGGGAAAGCAACAGUCUUUGGCGCGCGUGGAGCUUCUUUGAAAAGCAAGAGCCGGUGGCUUGUUUCUCCCCUUCCCUCCUCUGAGCUGCUAGUAUAGGCGGGGGACGAGGAGGAGCGGAGCGGGUGCUCAGCCUCUGGAUUUUGCUCGCUGAGUUAGAGAGGGAGAGCCGGUAGUUCGGGGGGCAUCCUUCUGAAAGGAUUUCAGUGGGAGCCGCGCGGGAGCGGAUCUGGCAGGCUACCGCUGUGCCGUUAGAGUUUUAUUUUCCUGGCAGCGCAGAGCAUGGCAGCAGAAGCACCUGCCACCACCAGCGACCUGAAUCAGACCUGGGGCUCGUCCUGGCUGGACUCCAAUGCCUCCAGGUCCCCCCUUCCUCAGCACUUCUCCUUCUCCAAGGAGAAGAUCAGCUUCCUCUCUGAAAUUGGCAUUGAGAACUUUAUCACCUUGAUUGCCUUUGGCCUCAUUUUCACCCUGGGGGUGAUGGGCAAUUCUCUGGUCAUCACGGUGCUCACCAGGAACAAGCCAGGCAAACCCCGCAGCACUACCAACAUUUUUGUGCUCAACUUGAGCAUUGCUGAUUUGGCCUACUUACUCUUCUGCAUCCCUUUCCAGUCUACCGUGUACAUGUUGCCCAGCUGGGCUCUGGGUACCUUCAUCUGCAAGUUCAUCCACUACUUCUUCACUGUCUCCAUGUUGGUCAGCAUAUUCACCCUGUCGGCUAUGUCUGUGGACCGCUAUGUGGCCAUUGUGCAUUCCCGGCGCUCCUCAUCCUUGCGGGUGUCCCGUAAUGCACUGUUGGGGGUAGGGAUCAUCUGGCUUAUCUCUAUUGCCAUGGCUUCCCCUGUGGCUCACCAUCAGCGCAUUGUCCACCAAGAACUCCUUAACCAGACCUACUGCUGGGAAGUGUGGCCGGAUCUCCAGCACAAGAAAGUGUAUGUGCUGUGCACCUUCAUCUUCGGGUAUUUGCUACCUUUGCUGCUCAUCUCCUUUUGCUAUGCCAAGGUCCUCAAUCAUCUGCAUAAGAAGCUGAGGAACAUAUCAAAGAAGUCAGAAGCAUCCAAGAAGAAGACAGCUCAAACUGUCCUUGCGGUUGUAGUGGUUUUUGGGAUAUCCUGGCUUCCACAUCAUGUUGUCCACCUCUGGGCUGAAUUUGGAGAUUUCCCCCUGACUCAAGCUUCAUUUCUCUUCAGAAUAACAGCACAUUGCCUGGCUUAUAGUAAUUCUUCAGUGAAUCCUAUUAUAUAUGCAUUCCUUUCUGAGAAUUUUAGGAAGGCCUAUAAGCAAGUGUUUGAAUGCCAGAUUAGUCACAACUCGCCUCUGAAUGAAGUUAAAGAUAAUAAGAGUAAUAUUGACACACCACCAUCUACUAAUUCUACACAUGUUUGAAGAAUAAAUGUCUCUGGCUGUUGUACUGCAGUUUCAUAUGAAUGGACUUGCUUUAGCUGCUUGUAUUUAAAAAGUGCAAUUCCCAAACUGAGCAAGUAUUUCAAGGUUUGCAUUGGUAAUUGGUAUCCAACUUACUGAAGUUCUGUUUAUUUUGUUGUUGAAAGGAGUAAGAACAUCUGGUUCAAAGACAAAAUGCUUUAAAUCACUUCUUUCUGAAAGAAUUUUGAAUGACAAUAGUUUUUAAAAAUUGUAUCAGAAGUUAAAUAAGAUGAAUGUAUACAGUACUGUAGAAUUCAUUAUAAUGUAUAAUUCAUUACAUGUAUAAUGUAUUAAUUUUAUGCUUAGCAUAUUGUUUCCUCUCCUAUACAAAUGUAUUAAUAUAAAUCACUUCAGCCAUUAUUUCUCAAUAUGUAUAUUUCAUUUUGUCUAUCCCAAAUGAAAUGGGAUUCAAAUUGAACCAGAAG
Molecule: messenger RNA, 2166 nt
Organism: Candoia aspera
Lineage: Eukaryota; Metazoa; Chordata; Lepidosauria; Squamata; Candoiidae
Gene: GALR1
Product: galanin receptor 1
Exons: 3
Coding region: 599-1702 (367 amino acids)
Biological process (GO): positive regulation of cytosolic calcium ion concentration; negative regulation of adenylate cyclase activity; G protein-coupled receptor signaling pathway
Cellular component (GO): plasma membrane
Molecular function (GO): galanin receptor activity
Source: RefSeq, a predicted model, not a curated record